Molecule: messenger RNA, 390 nt
Organism: Lactuca virosa
Lineage: Eukaryota; Viridiplantae; Streptophyta; Magnoliopsida; Asterales; Asteraceae
Source: the annotation of a GenBank genome assembly
AUGCGACUGUUUCCGAUGAAUUCGUCCAGAGAGCUUAGAAAUGGAGGAAGUGAUCAUGCUUUAUUGUAUCUCAACGUAUAUGAUCUCACCCCUGUCAAUAACUACCUCUACUGGUUGGGCUUCGGAAUCUUCCAUUCCGGUAUCGAAGUUAGCAGCGAUUUAGCAAAACAAAAACCACACCAUGUUGUACUGCACCAGCGGUUUAGAGAGAGUGGGGCAAGGAAGAUAGCAGGUGGUGAUGAAGGUUUCUCGGUGGUUUUGGAGGUUUGGGUUGUCCUCGGGAGGGAAGAAGUUAGGGGGAGGGAGAGUGGUGGUGGUGCUGUUUAUGCUCGAGUUGGUACCACCGAGAUGAAGAAGAGAAGGCUUGGCCUUUGGCUAGUCAACAAGUAA